Podospora anserina S mat+ is the source of this 2031-nucleotide messenger RNA. RefSeq lists its product as uncharacterized. The record is from RefSeq and is a predicted model, not a curated record. The transcript has a single exon. Bases 1 to 2031 code for a protein of 676 amino acids. Lineage: Eukaryota; Fungi; Ascomycota; Sordariomycetes; Sordariales; Podosporaceae. Gene Ontology annotation, molecular function: protein binding.
AUGUACUUGCAGGUGCAGCUGUCGGUCCAAGAAAGGCUGCAGGACCCACGCAAUUUGGAAGCCCUCCCGCACUUGGAACAUGCAGUAAUGUGUGUCUCGGCAAUACUUCCGGACGUUGCAGAAGUAAUUAGCAUGUUGGACCAGACUGACUGUGGGAACCUCUAUCACCACUUCAGAAGUCUGGAAAAGAACGUUGUGGAACUUUUUCCCAAGAGCUGUGAUGCGAAGCUGGCUUGUGCCAGUUUUCGGUACAAGUAUGGUCUUUACUGCCUUUCCUAUGGGCUCAAGAAGUGUUGUCAGUCAUGGGACCAAGUCGAGGAUAUGUUCCGAACGUCAGCCGAAAUUUAUCAAGAGGUUUUGGGCGAGAGGCAUCCUCGCACCCUCAAAGCUCGACACCAAGCAGAACUUACUCAGAUUGAAAGACAGAAAGAUAUUGGUGCCCGCGCCGAGCUUGACAAGAUCAGAGAUCUCGUCUGCAAUCAAUCAAAUGCGUUUCCUGGUGCUCUCUGGGACGACAUAAUGUGGGGAGACCGGAUCAUGCUCAACAUCACCUAUCGUCAUUAUGAAAACUGGGUCAUCGCAGCAAGAGAAUUUGCCAUGGCUCUCAAAGAGUUGGGUCGACUUCACGGGCAUGACAGUGACCAGGAGCUCAGAAUUCUGCAACGAAUGGUUGUCUUCUACAGACUUUGGAUGCAGUCGGGAGAGAUCAAUGGGUGGACAAAUGUCCGGGACGCCUUUCGAGCCAUUGACACAUCAGACAUCCUCUCUAAGAACGACUCCUUCAAAGCACGCCGUGAUGCACCCUCGAUCAAGGUUCUUUGGCAAUUCAGCAAGAACGUUUACUGCAUCCAGCCAGGUAACACCGCUGUCAUUGACAUGCCGCGGGAACCUGUGUCUUCCGUCCUUCCGGAAUGGAAGCGGCUAGCUCAAGAUGUCUUCGAUCGUUACAAACACCGACACGGAGAAGAUCACCCUGAUACACUCCGCAGUUUGACGGAAUUGACGAUCGCUGAGAGUUAUCAAGCGUUCGGCGUUGCGGCAUCAAGGCCCUUUGAAAUGGCAGAAGAUUGCCACCGUCUGCAAGUUAAUAUCCUGGGUGAGAGCCAUCGCGACACGCCCGGGACAAAGCGCCUUGUUGGUGAAAUACUACACAAAGCUGGUCGUAGUGCGGAGGCGGUGCAGGUACUCAGAGAAUGCUACGACUCUUUGGUUCAUAACUUCAAGGAGACGUCAAAUCUCACGCUCGAAUGUGCGUUCUCGCUAGCGGAGACCUAUCUUUCGGUUGGGCGAUUUGGCCGGCCAAAAGACGCUGAUGAUUUGAAAGAACAGAUGAUCAAGGUUCGGGAAGUCGUGUUCAAGGCCAAAAACGAUUGGAAACCACAUGGGUUGUGUUUUGCCUUGGAGCUCUCUGCCAUUCUGCAAAGGAGACAAGGCCGCUUUGGGGAAGCUAUGGAAAUAUUGGAACGGAUAUUGGAGGUGUGCAGAUAUGCUGAUCCCUCUUAUCCCCCGCAGCAUGACAAGCCUUUCGAGUAUGAAGUCAAGAUCAGAUACUCGAUAGCAGUUUGCUAUUUUCAAGAUGGAAACUGGGAGGAGGAAGAGAAGCGGGGCCUCACGGUGCUCGAACAGAGAAGAAAGUGGGAGGUUGACAGAAUCUUCUAUGGAAAGAAUCACGUGGAUACUCUUCGAAGUUUGUUUUUGGUGGCGUUGGCUCGGUGGAAUUUGGGGUGGUGUGAUGAGGCCAGGAGUAUGAUGCGGGAGUGUUGGGUGGGAGCAAAAGGGAGAUUGGGGGUGGAGCACAAGUUGUCGAGGCAGGCACUGUCGCAGUUGGUGGAGUAUAUGAAGAGGGGUGUUGAGGAGGACGAAGAAGCUGGGGAGGAGUUGGGAGAAUAUACUCCUGAGACAGAGGAAGAAACACCGCCUAAGUAUGUGGAGUUUCCGUGUCGGAGACGGGAUUAUCACAGGAGAGGGAAUAAGAAGCCAUCACAGAGCAUCGCAUUUAUAGACAAAAUAACGGCAUCAAAAACGUGUUGA